Bombyx mori (domestic silkworm) is the source of this 3116-nucleotide messenger RNA. RefSeq names its product etoposide-induced protein 2.4 homolog (gene tank). NCBI's taxonomy places the organism in Eukaryota, Metazoa, Arthropoda, Insecta, Lepidoptera, Bombycidae. The record is from RefSeq and is a predicted model, not a curated record. Bases 172 to 1116 code for a protein of 314 amino acids. Gene Ontology annotation, cellular component: endoplasmic reticulum. Gene Ontology annotation, biological process: macroautophagy. The transcript has 7 exons.
ACUCAACAUUGUCAAUUUGUCAUCAUUCGUGAAAUCUGAUGAAUGCUGUACCUACGUAUCUUGUACGGUACUUGAAAAUUACGUCAAAAUUAAAAUAAAUGUCACAAUUUUAAAGUAAAAUGACUUACAAAAUAAAACAUUAAAAAGUGUUUGGUUUUGGAACUCCUAACAAUGGAAAGCAUAACAAGUUUUUCCGUUUCGCUUAUCAAGGGGUUCGUCGAUAGUUUGAGGGGAGUUACUGUGCUGUUAUAUCUAGAUAAAGAAAUAAACGAGCGAGCUUUGAGCCGAUCUCCACAGACCGAUGCGGAUUCUAAACAUAAACAAAAACAGCCCAAAGUUAGACAGGAAUCAAAAGUACUUACAAGAGUAUUACAAUCAUGUAUACUCAAUGGCUUCAUAUUCUUACUUAGUAUCUUAGUAUUUGAGUAUGUUCUACUCCCAGCCAUUAAAUACUUAGUUAUGGUUAUUUUUGGUCAUGAUCCUGGUGUAGCCCAUAAUGUGUGGGCAUGGAUGCAACCAUUCCUGCUAAUGACUUUCCGAAUGAUAUGGGUGCUGCCACUGUUCUUGUUAAGUAAACUUGUCAACAGUUUAUGGUUUCAAGACAUAGCUGAUUCAGCUUACCGACAUCGACGUGGCCGGCCACAAUUCAUGUCGAGUGUAAGCAAAAUAAUAGCGGACUCCCUGUUCAGUUUGCUGGUGCAAGCUUUAUUUUUAGUACAGAGCAUGUUGGUCAGCAUGCUUCCCUUAACCUACGUAGGCGAGUUGCUCUGCCUAAUUCACAUGUGUCUACUGUACUCGCUCUAUUCGUUCGAGUACAAAUGGUUCAACAUGGGCUGGGAGCUGCACAAGCGCUUGACAUUCAUCGAGUCCAACUGGCCGUAUUUCGUCGGCUUCGGACUCCCCUUAGCCGUUUUGACUCAGAUACCUCAGUCUUAUAUUAUAAGCGGGUGCGUUUUCUCGAUAUUCUUCCCGGUUUUCAUAUUGAGCGGCAACGAAGCGACGCCUGUCGUAGGAAGUGAAUAUCCCUUGAAGCUUUUCUCGCCCGUUGUGGCGAUAUCAAACGGUAUGUUCCGUUUUGUGCGCCAAGGAGCCGAAUCGGUCACGCAAAACAGGUGAUAAUUAAAUGAACUACCUAUAUAUAAAGGAGAUUGUCGUGCUACAAGACUUCGAAUUAAAUAAAUAAAAAUAAAUAAUAGUUUGAAAAAAACUAACAAAAUACGCUUUUAUAGAAAAUCCAACUAAAAAAUAGAAAAUAAAUUUUAAUAAAUUUGAAUUAAAAAUAGUGUAAGAAAAAAUGAUUUUAUUGUAAAAAAAAAGCGUGCGGUGCUUUUCAGGAUAUUAUCAAAAUACCCCUUCUACUCAUAUCUGUUCAUAAAAUAUUUAUAACUACUGAUGAUACCAUGCACCCCACGCUUUUUUUUUACAAUAAAAUCAUUUUUUCUUCAAAGCUUUGACGUAACGGAAUUUUUUUCAAAGAUUCCGUUACAUACAUACGUCUGAAGCUAAUAAAAGCGUAUUAAAAGGUAUGUAAAGCAAUUGAGGAAUUUAAAAAAAAACAUUUCAUAAGCCGAAGUCAUGAAAAAAAGGAUUAUAUUAUAUUUCUUUUUGUUUAAACAAUCACCUGUUUCUUUUCGCUCUUACUAUAUAAAUUUGAGACUGUCAGCGCCAAAGUGGCCUAAUCUUACCAUAGUAUGGAAAUAAUGAGGUUCGAAUUCACUUUUACGCUGCUUCGUAGGCAAAAACAAUCCGCGUAAAAUAAUGUUCACAAAGCCAUCUGUUAUCUAGGAGUUAAAAUAGGGCUAGGCCGGUUUUGCUAUGAAAAUUUCUAAAUUUUUAAAUAAAUUGCAAUAUAUAUAAGCACGAAUAUGAAAAAUUGUGGGCUAGGUCACUUUUGCACAGACCGCCACAUUUAUAUUUGAAUCUUUAAUGUUGCCAUAUUAUGACGUUAACGAAAAAUGAACCUGUUACAUACUUAGAAUAGCAACUAAAAGAUAUUUCGAAGCGUCAAAUGUAGUAGAAGAUAAUCACUAUAGUAUGCUAUCUAUGAAAACAAACUCAUUACCUUUUUAUUCAAUAAAAUAUUUUGAUUAGAUUAAUGCGAGAUAACUGAUUUCUUAUUUCUAAUCAUAUUUAAUUAAUAAAUUCGUUCAUUGCUUAUACCUACCUAAAGCAGGAAAAAAAUAUUUUUUGCACGAUUCAAUUUCCCAAUUGUUACGCAUAGACUUGACCACCUGAUAUAACGGCAAAUAUUUUACACGUAAAACGCCAAUAUCAGCGAUUUCUGAGUACAUUACGGUACGGACAUAUCUUUUUAUUUUCGUUGUAGAAAUAAGACUGGUGCAAGGUAACCCUAAAAAUUAUUUAUUUGUCAAAACGGUAACAGGGUUGUGCGAGUCAUUUAUGAAUUGUAAAUGAUAAGUGAAUUAAAUUUAGCAUUUAGUGAUUAGUGUCGAUAUGUCUUAUGCGGCUUGCUUGAGAUUACAUUGUAAACAAAUGUUACGCGUUAUGAUUGUCGUAUAGCCAUUGUCAUAUUUUGGAUAAAAACAAAAUCAUUAUUAUAUUUUGAAAGAAAAUCCUAGCGUCGCGUCGUAGGAAUAGAUAGGUACUUUCCGGCUGAAGACAUUAUGACAAUAUGACAUCUGCAAGUCCAACUUUCUCUUGAAACAUAGACAAAGGGAUUCGCAUUGGGUGACCAACAGUAACUGGAUGAUACCAGCGUACUGGAAUGUUCGAUAAAUUCACAUUAUAAUCUUCAUAACGAUGCUUGUGUUUUAGAAAAUAUAUAUUGUGUUAUUACUGUUAGAUUUUAAUUGUAAAAUGACAUUUGUAUUUUAUGUAUCAGGGCUUAUUGCAAUUCAUGGUGAUGAAACGUUCAUACUCAUAUGAAGUGCUAAAAUUAAUUGUUAAUUGAAUGUAAAUUUAAAUGCGGAUAAAGGAUGGAGCCAAAAUGAUAAGCUUGUCUAAUUACAUUAGUAUGUUAUGUAGGUACUAGCCAAAUAGAGCAUCACUGUAAUGUUUUAAUAUAAUAUGUAGCUUAAGUCAUUUUAUUGUCUUAUCUGAAAUUGUGAUUUUAUUUUUACAUGACAUAGGUAAUUUAUUAAAUGGUAUGACUGAAA